UCAUCGAGAGAUAGAGCGAAGGUUCUAGAUAACAGAAAACUAAGGUAAACUUUUUGAAAAUUAAAUGCAAUAAAUAAUUCAAGAUGAUGCGCCAUUCUGCCAGACCGAUAGAGACGAAUAUUGUGAUUGAGGAAUCUCUUAAUGAAGAUGACGAUGAAUUAUAUCCCAACCCCACUAUCAGACGUCAUCGUCCUGUUACAGCAUUGGUUCGACGUCGAUCAUCAAAGCUUGAAAAACUUGUCCAAUCAGUAGCCAAGGAAGGAGACUUCGACAUGGUCAAUGACCACGAUGGAGGUAGAAUGCCGAUGCCGACUGUUGGUAUGAGAGCAGCAUCAGCACCUCAUCGAAUGUCUAUUACAUCAUUCUACGCAGACUCGGCUCCCUCUCAUUACCAACCCGACACACAUGAACCCCAACGUCAAGCAAAUGUGAGAAGAAAUUCAAUUAAAGAUGAAGAACGGAGACCAUCCAUUAGACCUCGAUCUACAGUGACUUUAGAACGACCACCAUUAGUCCUAAGACGACAACGGACCAAAAGCGCGAUUCAACUACGGCGAGAGAGUGCACCUCCUAAAACGAAAUCAAGUGAUGUUGGCGACUGCGGUAGUGAUGACGAGGAGAAAUCAAACUCAGAUUCAGAUGCAGAUUCUGAUUCGUCGCUAUCGACAUUGGAGUCAUUGCGAGAACUAAAGAACAGGAUAGAUGAGAUUGUCGGGGCACGGUCUGUUAAUGCGAGUCGUACCGUACGCCGAGGUUCAGUGACGAAUCCCAUGAAUAUGACGAGGAAGAAAAAAGCAGAAGAGAAGUCGGAAAUGGUUGCCGACUACGUGAUUCGACGUCGUCCUUCUCUCAUCUCCGUUGAGCGUCAAAGCAGAUCUGCGAUGAACCUGAAAGAAAGAAGAAAUUCACAACAAAGGGAAUCAAAACCAGCCACUAAUAAUCACAUACGAGGCAGAUCAGCUAGUUUGGCAACAACGUCAGCUCUAGCGUCACGAAGUCGGAGUGCCCGAGUCACGACCGCGUCGCGUCAACGCACAAAGAGCGUCACAACUAUUGACGGCACAUCAUCGCCAGGCUUGCAGAUGUUUGAAAACAGACGAGUCAGCAUUGCUACCACAUUCAAAGACGCGAAAGGCACGAUGUCAUACCAAGCAAGGAAGAACCUAAGAAGAGGUUCUCUGUUCGUUGAUUCGAAGGUGGUUGAAGAGGAAGAUGAUAACAGACGAGGAUCUCUUCUCCCACCAGAACAUAUCCUGCCUGGUCAUCGAGGAUCGUUUGAAGGAAUGAAGAGAAGUACAAUGAGCAGACGACGGGCACCAUUACCUGAAGAUCUGAACCUCAGAGUACCUGAUCAGAUGUCAGUGAAAUUGGCACGAGAGCGUUUCAGACGAAUUUCUCGGCUUGUACUUAAUUGCGUCAAAAUAUGCAGACGAAGUCAUCUAAACAUUGAGGAGGAACGCGCAGAAUUCCAGUCAUUUAUUCAAGUAGGGACAAGAUCGCAUGGUGAUCGACUCUUCUUUGAUCCAGAUUACUUCAAGGCUGAUCAAUCGCAACGCUUAUCAGAAGAAACCAAACGAAUUUUGACAGAGCAUCCGCAUAAGAGAACAGAAAAAGACCUGAGAUACGUGCAGAUUGCGUUACGUAACAUCAAGGCAUUCGCUGAAUACCCAAUCAGAAUGCAGGGCAGACUUUGUAAAGCAGGAUGGCUCGAAACGUAUGGCGCUAACCGAGCUGUACUUAGACAGGGACAUCCACCACACGCCUUCUACUUCAUCUUAUCAGGAACUUUGAUUGUGACGAUCUUUAUGAUGCAUGGACCUAAGGGAAAACCUGCCACUCAGACUGUUGCUUUCUUGAGGAGAGGACAAAGCUUUGGGGAGCUAGCCAUCUUGAACGAGGCCGUCCGUGCUUCUACUGUUAUCACCAAAUCACGAUGCGAACUUCUUGUCAUAUCUGUCGAGGAUUUCCAGGAUAUAUUCAUGGUAUCAGGGGGUAUUAAGAGUGUGAAUGAUCCCGAUCAACAUGCUUUCCUGACGUCACUAAGGUUCCUCACACAUUGGCCUAUUCACAUCAUACCUACACAUCCCAAGGAUUGUCUCUUUCAUUUCUUUGCGACGGGUGAUGUCUUAGUUCAAGAUAGCAACCAAUCAGAUUGGAUUUACAUCAUUAAAUCUGGAAGUUGCUCGGUCCUGAAGAAACUCAAAAGUGUAGCAGAGAAUGUACACUCGUCUUACAAGAGGAAAGAUGUGUGCAUGACAUGGAACAAAGACACGACGCUAGUUACAAGCAUAAUGCCUGAUCAAAACAAGUCUCCGAACAGAAAGAAAGUAAAGAAGAACAACAACAAAAUGGACACGCCUAGUUCUGAGACCAGUCGGAGGAGUUCAACAACAGCCAGUAGCGGUGUAUCCAUCAAGGGGUAUGGUAGUGAAACUAGCUCUAUCAUUCCACCAGUCAUCAGAUUAAAGAGUCAAGGGGUUUAUCUGAAGACAGGAGCAGUCGGAGAGGAUAUAUACAGCACGAUAGAGGAUGAUGACAGUGACUCGGAUGUAGAGAAGGAAGAGCUUGGUGAAGAUGGUCUUCCGGUUAACUUUGUCAACCAGCGCCGUACCUUUCAUACAGAUCUAGAUGUAGCUAAGAAAACUAAUGAUCAAACGACUGAUGCCGAUAAGGACCCAAUGUUUGUCACGAUCCAGCUACUACUAAAAGGAGGAGUCUUUGGUGUGAAUAACAUUGUAUUUCCCGACCAACCUAGUCUUAGUCUGGUCAGCAACGGAGCUGAAUGUAUUAUGAUCAGAAAGAGCUUCUAUCUUGAACAUGCAACGGAAGACACACUCAGUUUGCUCAGGAAAAAUGAAUUCCCCUACCCCACUGAGGAACAGUUACAGGAGAAGUUACAGAAGCACAUGAACUGGAAUGCUUUCAAGGAUCACACCGUCAAAUCAGUGGUGUUCCAAUCUAGAGCUCAUAAAGCUCAGCAACUCACAUCAGGAAAUAGAUAGAUAGGAGGGUGUGGCACUUUGGUAGCUGAGCCCCGCCCAUAGGACUCAGCAACUCACAUCAUUACAGUCAUGUAGAUAGAUAUAAUGGAAGGGUGUGGCACAUUUGUAACUGAGCCACAUCCAUAAAACUCAUCAAAAUUUAAUAGUACAUAGGAAGACAAGGCCAGUGCAUACAUUGGUAGCUGAGCCCGCCCAUAAGACUCGAGAGUUCAGAACAGGCAAUGCAUUGAUCUGUGUGUGACGCGGUGAGAGCCGAGUCAUGCCUGUGAUAUUAUCAUGCCCAUUGAUCUAAUCUGAAUGAUGGAAUGAAUCCAUUAAUUUCAAAGAAUUUAUAAAGUAUUUAAUGUAAUUUGGUAUUUAAUUAAAUAGGUUUUAUUCACAAUUGCAACUUGUAUUUAUAAUGUAUUUUAAUCUUUGUAAAACAUGUAUUAUUCAGUCUUUGUACUGCAAAACAUGUUCAAAUAAACCUUUAUUUAAUUGAAUUGAUCAGAGGCAUAUAUAAACUUUGAAUAAAGUUGACAAUUGCUCAAUCUUUAAGUCAUUCUUAGUCAUCCAUCGAGGCUCUUUACACUGAUCACAUACAAUAAACAAAGCAAACAUAUUCAGCAAAGUAAAUUAGUGAAGUAUACAUUUAAUGUCUUACAUUUGGAUCAUAUUAUACAAUAUAACUAAACACUAUAAAACAAAAAAACAUUUAAAUCAUAUCAUGAUAUCAAUAGGAAAUAUCAUUUUCUUGUAGGAAUACUUUGCCAAUAUUAAAAAUGCAACAUUUUGUCCCCAAACAUAGUUUCAAACCAAUAGCUUAGAUACAAUAAUACUCUUUCUCCAAUGUUUGUUCUCUUACAAAUUUAACUUAUUUUGCAGAUGGUUCUAAUAUACAUAUAUUGUUAUGCUAUUAACAUUGCUUCGCAGCAUUAUAAAAGUGUGGACAACAUAUAAUGAAGUUAGACUCUGGAUUAAGAAUGAGGAUGAAUUUAAAUGCUAAACCUAUUAUUAUUUAUGAUUCUAAUCACCCUGACACCUUUAUACCCCGAUUACUACAAAUUUACACAUACAGUCAUUUCCUGAAAUGCAAGUAAUAUAUUUCACAAUCAGACUCAGAGUCGUCAGAAUAGUACUAUGGUGCAAAACGCUUUCAGCAUUUCCUUUGAAUGGUCAAUUACAAAUACUGUGAAGAUAUCUACAUCAUAUGAGCUUCAUUCCAACCCACUACAUAAGAGAUGAGAUAUCAUAAAUAAAUACUUUUCAGCAGGUGAAUAAAAUUGAUAUUAGUUUUAUAAGUAAUGCAAUGGAUAUAUUCAGCAUGAUGCAUGAUGCUAUGUGUAUGUGAUGAUCGUAUGUGGUGAUGUGAAGUCUAACCAAGGAGUUGGGAGCAACUCUAACCAUGAAAUGCAGCUCAUAUUUCACUAUGUAACAUGAAAGUUUGACUUUCAUUCAUAUACUGCAUGAAACAUAUACAACAAGAC
Messenger RNA from Strongylocentrotus purpuratus (purple sea urchin), 4468 nucleotides. RefSeq lists its product as uncharacterized. The transcript has 17 exons. The record is from RefSeq and is a predicted model, not a curated record. NCBI's taxonomy places the organism in Eukaryota, Metazoa, Echinodermata, Echinoidea, Camarodonta, Strongylocentrotidae. The coding region runs from base 84 to 3002 and encodes 972 amino acids.